AUGAAACCAUAUUCACUUGCAAACAAACGCAAUAGUAACAAAAUACUAAACGAAGGAAUGGAAGCUUUACGACAAAUAGCAACAACAUCUUUAUUUAUGCAGAAUGAGCAGAAAUCCUCAUCGAGUCGGGUAGUUCCAAUAAUCAAAGAGCCAGAAAACAUUGGCGAGUGCAUUUUUAUGAAGACUGCUAGCUGCGAUGAAACUUCCGAUAUGAUUUAUAAACAAAAUGCCAAGCUAUAUAACAUGGUCUAUAGCUCAGAAGAGCCUGAAUCCAGAGUGAAUGAGUCAACAGAAUCAAAUGUUAAUAUAGAUGCUCAGUGCACAGCGUCAUUGGAGCAACAAAAUACUUUGUUGCCAUCAAUGCCAAUACCAGAAGAAGUAACAGCCAGUCCAACAAGCAAAUUGUCCCGGACACGCAUGGCAUUGAACCACAAAAUUAUUCCGCAGGCACCCUUCAUUGCCAAAAAUGAUGCAAACGACAAAGGCUUGUUAAUGGAAACUUCGUUGUCUAUAAUUAAGUCAUCGACUAUUGUCAGCGGACUUGCAUUAUCCGUAAUACCUGGAACAAACUUUGCUGCUGAAAACGAAACUUGUAAUGCAUCUGGAUUCACUCAUAACGAAGCACUUCCCACACCCACUGUAUCUCGAAAAAUUUGCGUUAUUAACCCAUUGUCAGAGCCAAAAUCCAAUAUGGCGUCCAAUUUAUUAUCUUUGAACAAGUCAAAUACCAAUAUUAGCGCCUCGAAUACACCUAUUAUUACAAGCAAAUCCAAAUGCCAAUCAGCAGAGUCAAUUUAUCUUCCUGGCCAAAUUGAUGAGAAGGUCGCAUCAGAGAAAAACUUGAUAACUGAAUCAAAUAAUAAUAAAAAUUCCCAGAUAUCGAUGCCCAAAUUUUUGAACACCAGAUUUAUGUUCCCCUUUCCUCCAUCCAAUUCUGACAGUGAAUCAGAAGGCUCUCCGGAGUUAUCACCUUCACAGUCCACAGUUAUUCAAACUAAGUUACCAGGAAGGGAUCAAUCACCUAAUGCCAGCGCUGCUUCCAACAUAAGUAUAUCACCUGACAACAUAUAUGAUCCACAACAAAAUCAAUCCAAAAACGCAUUUGAAUCGGAACUUUUACUUAGUCCAGCUAAACUCGGUCAAUAAAUUUCUCAAAACACGUUUUGCUGAUCGCUAGAAAAUUUAAAUUAGACCUUGUACAAAUAUUCUUACAAAUAUUCACGAAGAAAGGAAAUGCUCUAAGUUAUUUUAUUGAAAACAUAAUAGCCGGAAAACUACCUGUAUCUUAAUUUAGGGCAAACUACGUGUAUGCUGAAGUUAGCCAUCAUCCGCUCCUAAAGAAACUUACAUUUGAGUUCCUUUGGUAGUUUUCUACGCGUGAAAAAGUUUUGCGGAGAUAAAUACAAGUAUAACUGGCUGCUGACGUCCGGAAAGCGUUGCGUGCAAAAAACACGCCACGAUGAAUGCUUUGGAAAGCAGGUGCUUUCUAAUGCGCGUAAAAAUAUGGGGGUUAGCAAUGUUUUCACUUUACGUUGAAACUUAAACGUUCUGUGCGACAUGGUCAUACAUAUCAGUAUACUUAUUUUGA
Molecule: messenger RNA, 1588 nt
Organism: Rhagoletis zephyria (snowberry fruit fly)
Lineage: Eukaryota; Metazoa; Arthropoda; Insecta; Diptera; Tephritidae
Source: RefSeq, a predicted model, not a curated record